This is a messenger RNA of Closterium sp. Yama58-4, 1554 nucleotides long. The record is from the annotation of a GenBank genome assembly. Lineage: Eukaryota; Viridiplantae; Streptophyta; Zygnematophyceae; Desmidiales; Closteriaceae.
AUGAUUCGCGUUUGGGAGCGGAUGAAACGCAUCAUCCCCAGCAACCCCUCCUCUGCUGCCGCCGCCUCUGCCUCCGAUGCCACUGCUGCUGCUAGUGGCGAUAGCAGCAGCAAUUUCUUUCCAGAGGCGUGUCAUCGCAGCCAUCUCAGCCAGUCUCUCUUGGCUGGGCUCAUUCCCGCUGAUCAGAGGGGUCCCUCUUGGAUUGCCAUGGCAUGCUCCGACCCUGAGGACGAUCUGAUCAACCGCACCAGCUACACGCUUCUCAAGGAGCGAGCUGCCUCUGCCCCUCCCACUGCAGAGGUAUACCGAGACACUCUCUGUGUGGUGCUAGAGUGGAGGGAGAAGCAGGCACAAGCACUCCUCCUGAAGCAGGAGCAGCAGCAGCAACAGCAGCAGCAGGAGAAAUGGCAUGGUGACACUCUGCACCUGUCACUGCUGAACCUCAUCAAAGCUUACUCUGUGUGUGACCCGGAUACGUGGUACUGCAGUGGCAUGGGAUGGAUGGCGCUCACUCUGCUCUCCCUCAUGGUGGAGGAAGACGCCUUCCUCUCCCUCCUCUUCCUCAUGCACCGCUGUGGCCUGCGAGGCCUCUUUGCACCCAACAUGCACCAGCUCAACACGCGUCUCUCGCAGCUCUCCCAGUUCCUGGCAGAGACCACGCCUCGCCUGCACUCCUUCUUUGAGGACUUGCAGUUGAAACCAAGCAUGUAUGCAGCGGAUUGGCUUCUCUCACUCUUCGCCCGCCACAUGCCCCAGUACCUCGUGUAUCGCGUUUUUGACAUCGUGCUGGCUGAGAAGACCAUGUCAGUUGUGUUCAAGCUCGCGAUAGUGCUGCUGCAGGUCACCCGGCGUCAGCUAAUGCUGUGUCCCGAGUUUGACUACUGUCUGCACUUCCUUCACUCGGAGCUGCCUCUGGAGCUCAAUCUCCUCCCCGACAGGGAUGUAGAAGAGCUGGUGUCCAAGGCACUGAGGGUGCGCCUGCCGUUUGAGAGUGUGUUGCGGCUGGAGGCAGAGUACGACCAGCUAGCAGGGGAAGCGGCGGUGGCGGCUCAGGAGGUGCAGGCAGCAGCAGAGGCGAGUGAGGUGGCUGCAGAGUCGUGGGAACGCGACAGGCAGGAGCUGGAGGGGGAACUGCUGCACGCACUUGAGCUACUGGGUUCCUCCCAGACAUACCUCUCAGCACUCUUCUCUCACUUCAAGGCCGUGCAGGCCCACCCCAAAUCCUUCUCCCUCCCCGACCUCCCACCUCUUCCCGAACCUCCGACUCCUCCCGAACCUGCCCAGCCUCGGCCGCUGGUGGUUCGGAUCCCGGGCCUGGAGCCCGGGGCUGACAUCAGCACCAUGUCCACUGCCGCUUUGCUAAGCGCGGUGGCGACGCUUAGGAAGCAGAGGGCAGCAGCGGAGGCGGCACUUAUGGCAGCAGAGCAGCAGCUUAUGGAGUGUAUCAGGAGUGACAAUGCGGCGAUAGAUGCGUGCCUGAGGGGGCAGGCUAUGAGGGCGAGGAAGAGGCAGUUGACCGGGCGCAAGGGCAGUGGGUCUGGUGUGGGGUGCUGA